Messenger RNA from Fonsecaea monophora, 690 nucleotides. RefSeq lists its product as hypothetical. The record is from RefSeq and is a predicted model, not a curated record. The transcript has a single exon. Lineage: Eukaryota; Fungi; Ascomycota; Eurotiomycetes; Chaetothyriales; Herpotrichiellaceae. Bases 1 to 690 code for a protein of 229 amino acids.
AUGUGUUUCUCUUGCAGCCGUCGCCAGUGUGAUUUGGAAGAUUGGGCCUUGGUGGACCGGGAGCCUCCACAUAAUACAAUCAGCAUUUAUCCCGAAGAAAGUGGACGGCUGCAGGGCGCCUACGUCAAUGGGGUGGAACAGGAAUAUCCUCAGGAGAGACACGGGGGAUAUGGAGACCAGAGCCAGUGGUCACCUCUUACGAGUCCUGGUGCCCUGAACAGGAAACGAAGACGCCAUGUGCAAUUCAGGGCCGGGUGCGCAUUAGUAACAAAAAAGCCUGUCGACCUCACUCGACGACGGAAUCAUCAGAACAUGCGCCAUAUUCGCAAUACGAAAGGAGAUGCCCUGGAAAUCCCCAGGGAUAACGGAAAGAAGACAAUCCGGGAAGAGGACGGCUGGGAGACCAAAGUGCCCCUUUUCCCUCGAGACGAUCCCUUGUACUUUAUAGCUUACAGCAACAACGGCACCACCUUCGAUUGCAACACCUUCGACGAUGAGGGCAGCAACAAGAACAACAAUGUUACCGACCCGGCCCUUUUCGCCAGGACGAACUAUGAAAUUGACGACGAAGACGAGAGCAUGUGGCAGCGGAGUGGGGCUGGACCUCCCCCGUUUACCACUACUUCUAUAUCUAGUGAUCUUUCCUUGGAUGAGGAUCUCAGCAUCAGACUGGGGGUGGGUGCGCGGUGA